AUGGAUGAAUCACCGCAACCCACGCGGCGGAGCGAGAGGGUUGCAAACCGGGGUCCAAAGCCAAGAUCUCCCUCGCCGUCAGUGUCCUUGAUAACACUCUCGUCAUCACCACCACCGCCGCCACCACGGCGGCGUCAAAAGCCCGUCAAGCGACCUGCCGUCAAGAAGCCUGAUGCUACGGCGACUCCCCAGGCACCGCGAAUUGGUGACUGCAUCACGCUAAGUCCCUCGCCAUGCCUGAGCUCAACACCACAGCCCAUAGUCCCAGAUGAACUUUCUACGCCAGCGUCUACCCAACAGAAAGCUCGCGCCAGGUUCUUGGGACCCAGCAGCCUCUACCGGCCUCAGCCCAAGAGACGGAUCGAGGAUGAUGCAGAAUUGCCCCUAGCCAAGAGGGCUCGGCGUGACCUGCAGGGCCAAUCCGUCGUGUCGCCCGAGGGGGAGGUGAUCCUGUCGCCAAUAGAGCCCAGGAAACGAUCACGAAUGCCAAAUCGACGGGGCAACGCAACGCCGCGUGAAACUGAGUCUCCCACAAUGUUGAGGAGUGCGACCGAUGCCUCCCAGCUACCACCACCAGUCUCAGAGGCGCAGAGCCUUGCUUCCCCGACAUUGUUGAGGCGUGGGACCGAUACCUCGCAUCUGCCACCACCAGUGUCGAAGGAGCAGAGCCUUGCUUCUCCCACAUUGUCGAGGCGUGGGACCGAUACCUCGCAUCUACCGCCGCCAGUGUCGGAGGCGCAGAGCCUUGCUUCUCCGACAUUGUUGAGGCGUGCGACCGACGCAUCCCACCUCCCACCGCCAGUGCCGGAGGAGCGGAGCCCUGCGUCUCCCACUCAGAACCGCGCUCCGACACAGAGACAAGUCCUCAAUAAGGCCGCGAAGGAAGCACAGAUCAAGGCAUGGCUGAAAGACAUGAAGGCGGCAUACACUCAAUUGACACCUCCGACGAGCAUAUCAUCCUGCAGCGUUGGUCCUACUACUCCAGCCCCGCCGACAAUUCAGCCAUCAUCUACCCGUCGUGAGAGACCCAAGGAGGUGGAAGUGGUUACGAUCAGCUCUGAUUCGUCAUCUGGACCACCAUCUGAUGUCAUGUCCGAGCACCACUCCGUACACUCAUAUGCCUCUGCGCCAAAGUCCAUCUCGAAGAAGCAAGGGUCUGAAUACGAGUCUGCCCAUGAACUUCUUUCCACGCACGAAGCAGCCCAUCUCGUAGGCGAUAACGUCGCGGAGGAGAUGGCCAACGCCAUUGGCUCCGAGCCCGGUACGCCCGAGCUCCAUAAGGAAGAAGAGGCAACCCCAAGACGCCACCCGGCGCUUGACAUCUUGUCGUCAAUCUUCUAA
Molecule: messenger RNA, 1341 nt
Organism: Clonostachys byssicola
Lineage: Eukaryota; Fungi; Ascomycota; Sordariomycetes; Hypocreales; Bionectriaceae
Source: the annotation of a GenBank genome assembly